Cervus elaphus (red deer) is the source of this 4189-nucleotide messenger RNA. RefSeq names its product UBX domain protein 2A (gene UBXN2A). The coding region runs from base 195 to 1043 and encodes 282 amino acids. The record is from RefSeq and is a predicted model, not a curated record. Lineage: Eukaryota; Metazoa; Chordata; Mammalia; Artiodactyla; Cervidae. Gene Ontology annotation, cellular component: nucleus; cytosol. The transcript is spliced from 7 exons. Gene Ontology annotation, biological process: Golgi organization; membrane fusion; proteasome-mediated ubiquitin-dependent protein catabolic process. Gene Ontology annotation, molecular function: ubiquitin binding.
GCGUCGUCCCGUCUUUGUCUCGGUGUCGGAGCUCCGGUCCGCGACCCCGAAAGGGCGCAGUGGGGCGGCGGGCAGGGCGGACUCGGGGCCCGCGCAGGUGAGGCGCGGCUCCAGGGCCGCCGACUCCGGGCACGCGCCCCGGUGGUUUUCUUGCUCUGCCGGCGCUCGGAAACUUCGAGUUCUCUGUUCUCAAAAUGCAGACGCGCAGCGCAGAAAUACGGAGCAUCUCUGUGUGGGGUGGAGCUUUCUUAGUAAAACAAAAGAGAAUGAAAGAAGUAGAUAAUCUUGAAAGUAUAAAGGAAGAAUGGGUUUGUGAAACAGGAUCUGACCACCAACCUCUUAGUGAUAGUCAACAAACAAAUUGUGAAUAUUUUGUUGACAGCCUUUUUGAGGAAGCUCAGAAGGUUGGUGCCAAAUGUUUGUCUCCCACUGAACAAAAGAAACAGGUAGAUAUAAGUAUAAAAUUAUGGAAAAAUGGAUUCACUGUCAAUGAUGAUUUCAGAAGUUAUUCUGAUGGUGCAAGUCAACAGUUUCUGAACUCCAUCAAAAAAGGGGAAUUACCUUUAGAAUUACAGAGAGUUUUUGAUAAAGAGGAGGUGGAUGUUAAAGUUGAAGAUAAGAAAAAUGAAGUAUGUAUGUCAACAAAGCCUGUGUUCCAGCCCUUCUCAGGACAAGGUCACAGACUGGGAAGUGCUACACCAAAAAUUGUUUCUAAAGCAAAGAAUAUUGAAGUUGAGAAUAAAAAUAAGUUGUCUACUGUCCCACUAAACAAUCUGGAACCCAUCACUAAUAUACAGAUCUGGUUAGCCAAUGGGAAAAGGAUUGUCCAGAAAUUUAACAUUUCUCAUAGGAUAAGCCACAUCAAAGACUUCAUCGAAAAAUACCAGGGAUCUCAGAGGAGUCCUCCCUUUUCCCUGGCAACUGCUCUUCCUUUCCUCAAAUUGCUAGAUGAAACACUCACACUGGAAGAAGCUGAUUUACAGAAUGCUGUAAUCAUUCAGAGACUCAAAAAAACCGCUGAACCUUUUAAAGAACUUUCAUAGCAUUGAUUUUUGAUACACUAAAUGGAAAGUUUCCCCAAAAAUGAUGGUCAUAAGUGGACAUGCAAAUCAAAACAAGGGAAAGUCAGAUUUGCUGGGUUUUGCACUGUUUAAUUCCCUGCUGAUGAGAUUUUAAAAUAAGUACAAGUUAGGAAAGUACACUAUUACUGGAAACUAUAUUCAGUGAACUCUUUCCAGAAGGCUACUCAGAAAGAAAAAUAUACUUAUUUUCAAAUACCAUUUAUUCAACAUAAGAUAUAUUCAAUAACUAUAGCAUCUAAAAUCUUAAUAUGCUAUAAAGUAGGAAAUAUGUGCAUAGCAUCUUUCAUUCAAAUAUCAUUCCCAAACAGCAAUGAUGUGUUUAAAUAUUAACUGUCUCAGAUUUUUUAAAUGGCAAUACAUUAAAAAAUUGUACAUGGCAGGUUAAAAGCAUCAAUGUAAUUUUCUUAUAUGUGAGAUACAAUCAUAAGGCUGAAAGGGUCUGCUUUUACCACAGCUUUACGUAAACCUCAGAAGUGUUCCCAAUUUGCAUACUCCAACAGUCAAAUAUUAACAAUAUCUGGAAUGUACUUUCAUUUAAGAAUAAAAUUGUGUAGCUUAGUAUAAUGUCAGUAUCAAUGUGCCGACUCAUAUUUCAACAUUUUCAAAAUAUGUAGAUUUAAGAGUUCUUUUUUCUCUAAGAACCUGUUUAUUCCCUACUUUGUUUUCUUUCAAAAACUAGGGGUUUGUUUUUAGCUGACAUUUGUAGUGAGCCGUUUGACACCACUCACAUAGAAUCUAAUGCUGGUGUUGUCACAUUACUAAUUAACAUUUUUAAAAUGCGUCAUGUGAAGUGUGGUUUUCUAUUUCAUACAUCAGUUGGCCUGUUUACGUAUUAAAGGAUUGUUUAUUACGUUCAGAUGUCCCUAUGGAAAACCUGCUUCACAUCUUAGAUUUUUAACUAAAACUGGUUUGACUUCAGUAUUUCACUGUCAGAUUAAAUCCUCUUGCCUGAAAAUAAGGAGCUUUUUGCAGAUGAUCUGUUGAAUCAUAUUUAAAGUGAAAUAUACAUUGAGUGUGCCAAGGAAUGAAGCAACCAUGCAUAUCAGCAGUAAUGUUCAUAGGGUACUGGAUGCCUGAUGGAAAGAGCAGUUCUCAAACUUUUUGGUCUCAAGACCUUUUGUUUAUGUGGGUUGCACAUAUUAAUGUUAUAUUUAAAAUAAAAGGUUAUAAAAUAUUUAUUCACUAAAAACAUGUGUUAACGUAAAGAACAUUUUCAUGAAAAAUGUCAAUUUUCCAAAAUGUCAAAAGACGGAGUGGGAAACGUGGCAUUGUAUUUUAUUUUCUGCAGACAUCUUUACUGUCUGAUUUAAAGAAGACAGAUGGGAUUUCAUUUGCUUCCACAUUCAGUCUGUUGCGAUAUCACACAUCAUGUCCCCUCUAGGAAAUGCUCCUGUACACUCAUGAAAAAGUGAAAAAAAAACAAGAAUAACAUCAUAAUAUAAUUAUGAAAUUAGUUUUGACCUUGCAGACCCCUUGAAAGAACUAAUCUUGUAACGCAGUGAUUUGCAGUGAUCUUCAAGCCUUAAUGCAUAAGGAUCACCUGGAAAGCUUUUCAGAAUGCCUAUUACCUGCCACCUACCACACGCACAUUUUAACAGUUCAUUGUAUUUGGGAUGGGUCCCAGAUCUCCACAUUUUUAAUCUCCAGUAAUUCUUAGGUAUGUAGUAGGAGAACCUGUCUUCAGGAAAUCCUGCACUAAGCUUCCACCCUAGGAAAGUAAAACCUGCAUGCUUCACCAUGGCAGUGUAAGACUCGACUGAAAUGGGGCUGUUAGACCUUUAAGUUUUAUCCUAGUCCCCCACAGUUUGUUCUUAAACUGUCCUUCCCUCCCCCCACCCCUUAAUGCUGAACUGAUCAUGAGAUAAACUUGUGCUUUAUCUUUUAUAAGUACAGCUGAGACAAGGCUGCAGUAUUUAAGUGAGGUUUUUAUUAAAGGCUCAGGGAUAACAAAAGGGAAAUAGACACAUAACUAGAUGACCUGGUUUAUAAGAUAUAUCUUCUGUUUGAAAUCCAUUUUGAGAAUGCUUGCUUUUCUAGCUCUCAGCUUUCCACAUGGUAGAGUUCUGUCGUUUUAUCAGGGAGAGGGGGAGAACAAAGGAGAGCCUUUUCCUUUCGUCAUUCACCCUCAGAAAUAAACAGACACAAAACAGAAAAUAUUUAUUGUCGGUAAAGUUUACGGCCAUGAUAGAGCCCUCUUGCUAGUGAAACAAAAACAAUGGCAUUCUUAAAAAAGUGAGGGGAUGCUAAGAUCAUACAUAAGAUGAUUGUUGAUAUAUUUUCAAGAAUCUGUAAGAAAAUGUUUCAUAUAGGCCUAUCAUGAAGCAUUUUAUAAUUUUCCUUUGCAUAAAUAUGUCAAUUUGUGAUUCUCCACAUAUUUAUAUGAAGGGGCUUCUUGUUGGAAAUAUUGUUCUCAUGUGUAUAGAAAAGCCUCCCUUGUGGGUUUUCCAGUUUGCCAUAAUUAUUAUCCAGAAGACAUAUUGGAAGUUUUCUUGGGUGUACAUGUAGAGUACACCACAGUGAGAAGUUCUUUAGAGAAAGACCUGUCAUCAGCAAUAACCCUCAUUUUUGUAACUGUGAAAACUUUAAUACGGGUGAUAUUCUCAAAGGUUUUCUAAGGUGAGAACCACCUCAUAAAGCUUUUUAUGUGAAAGUUUAAAAUUCUAAAGUUGUUAAUUAAAUGUCUAAUAUAGUCCAAACAUGUUGAGUUUAGAAAACAAACUGAAUUUUGCAAAGGAAGGCAAACUUGAAAAUAAGCCAAAAAAAAGUCAGCCUCUUCGGUGUGGAAUACAAUCUGACCUAAGUAGUUGUUUGAAAACUGGCCUCAAUCAGUUUAAAAGCAUUGUUAGGCCUAUUAUAUAGAAGUACAUAUUGAAUUUUACAAAUUUUAAUUUAUUGGUUACAUUACUAUGCAUUAUCCAGGUUAUAAAGGUGGUCUUAUUUAUUUUAUAUACUUCUGUCAUUUAGAGUAGUUUUCAUUUUACUUGUGUUGAAAUUAUGCAUGCAUCUAUUUCAGUGCCUUAAAAUAUUUUGAAAGCAAUCUUGAUAAUGGUUAAAGAACUGUUGUCUUAAAGAUGAAACACUGUUCAUUAAAAGGAUCUGUGAAAUAA